This is a messenger RNA of Priapulus caudatus, 970 nucleotides long. RefSeq names its product 14 kDa phosphohistidine phosphatase-like. Gene Ontology annotation, cellular component: cytosol. The record is from RefSeq and is a predicted model, not a curated record. Gene Ontology annotation, molecular function: protein histidine phosphatase activity. Gene Ontology annotation, biological process: peptidyl-histidine dephosphorylation. The transcript has 4 exons. NCBI's taxonomy places the organism in Eukaryota, Metazoa, Priapulida, Priapulimorpha, Priapulimorphida, Priapulidae. The coding region runs from base 220 to 576 and encodes 118 amino acids.
CACGUAGAUGGCGCGCAGUCCGUGGCAGAGUGAUUCUGUCAACCAAAGAUUUUGCUGUCAACACACUGCUGAAACUUUCCAACUGUUCAACCACUGUUUUGCUGCAGGAAACUGUAUGAUCUGAGACAAUUUAUUACUGGCCCAUCUUUUAAGCGGUCUGCAGGCUAGCUAACAGACCUGGCUCGCUCAUUUGUUCGCUCCUUGGUCUCGAGGGCUAAAAUGAGUUUUGACGCCGUAGCAGACGUUGACAUUGAUCCUAAGGGGCGAUUCAAGUACAUCCUCGUCAAGGUGUUCAAAGACGAUGAUCUGAAGAACUUUAAGUACAUUGUUAGAGGAUAUUUGCGAGCAGGAUACCAUGGUGAUGUCUUGGAGGAGGUGGAGCCUGGAAUCAGGAAGGCAGGACUUGAUGUGUUCUGCACGGGUGGAGGAAGGAUUGAGCACGAUCCCACCGCCAAGACUCUCAAAGUUUACGGACACUCGACGGGAUAUGGGAAGGCAGAUCAUGAAAUAUCAGUGGAAAUCUUGAAGAAGAAAUACCCGGAAUACAAUAUUACCUGUUCAGAUGAUGGAUACUGAAAUAUGAAUCUACGCUAGGUCCUGUAAUGGCAUUAUCACACUGUGUUGCUAGCAUCCACGAGGUAAUAGUUAGACAAAUUAAAUUAUGUGAAGUAGCGUAUAGACGUUUUUUUUUUAUCCCCGAGUGAUGUGAUUUAUUUCAAGAAACCAUGAUGAAAUCUAUAAUAGCCUAUUGCAACCUAUACGAUAGGUAUGCUCUAAAAGAGAUAGUGAGAAUAAGCUGAGGUUCUAUAUGUAGUUUAAACUUGCAGCUUCUGGCACGUGCGUACAAAAUGAAUUGCGAACGUGUAAGUUUAUACGUAGAACGUCUAUUGGCAACUAACGUUAUAACCGAGAGAAUCUAUUGUUUUCUAUGAAUGUGGAUUGUUUUCAUCAUUAAAUUUUAUAUGUUACA